Danio rerio (zebrafish) is the source of this 1517-nucleotide messenger RNA. It is a transcript of the gene plac8.2, whose product is annotated as placenta associated 8, tandem duplicate 2. NCBI's taxonomy places the organism in Eukaryota, Metazoa, Chordata, Actinopteri, Cypriniformes, Danionidae. The record is from RefSeq and is marked validated.
GUAGAGAAUUUGAGAAUAGCCCAACUCAACAACACGAAAGGUCAUGGAGGUGACAUCUCAACCCGCUGCAUUUGGACCUCAAGAGUUUCAGACCGGAUUAAUGAGCUGCUGUGAAGACAUGAGCAUUUGUUGUUGUGGCCUUUUCUGUCUCCCAUGUAUGGGCUGCUCCAUUGCCAGUGACAUGAACGAGUGCUGCUUAUGUGGUUUAGGCAUGCCAAUGAGGAGUGUAUACAGAACUAAAUACAACAUACAGGGUUCGAUGUGUACUGACUUUUGUAUCGUUUACAACUGCAUGCCUUGUGCAGCCUGCCAGUUGAAGAGAGACAUCGAAAUUAGGAAGCGCUUAGGACAGUUCUGAGAAAACUUUUUUCAAAGAUUCAAAAGCAGUGAACAGAGUUGGUCUGCUUUUUAAAGGCAACAGAGAAAAAUGCUUUUAAGCAGUCUAUCUACAAUACACUAGUGUCUAAUAUCUAAAGACUAAGAUGUGGUAUAAGCAAAUAGAUACGCUAAUCAAACUUUAUGGCUUCAUUCAGUAUGAAAGUACAGGCUGUUGGUAUUAGACUGAUAACAGACAUCAUGUUUCUCAUAACAUCCAGCUGUAUUUUAUGAUAUAGGUGCAAUAAUGUAGAGAGCUAAUUAACAUGUUGGUUGCUGUGUUCUUGCAAUUAAUUUAUUACUAAUUUGCAUCAUGUCAAUGAAUGUCAGGUUCUUGGUAGUCAUUUAUUUAUAACAACAUUACUUUGUAAAUAUGCUUUUUUAUCAUUUGUAAAUGUAGUAAAGUUACUAGCUAUAAAGUCUUCCAAUGCAAAAAAUAAAACAGAAAUUUAAAAAUGUGCUUUUUUUUUUUUUUUUGAAGAGAUGAUUUAGCAUAAGCUCAUUGAUUCUAUGUGGAAAACCAUUAUAUACAGUAGGGAAUUAAAGUAUUGAACAUGUCAUGUUUUUCCUGGGAAUAAUAUUUCUAAAGGAGCUCUUGACAUGGAACUGAACCAGAUUUUGGUAGAAACCCAAACAAUACAAUCCCAAGUCAACGGCACCAUUAGAAAUAUGUUUUCUCAGAAAAAUGGUGAGAUGUUCAAUACUUUUUUCCGCCACUGCAUAGUGUUCAAUUCUGAUGUUUUAAAUUACAUUUCCAAUUCCAUCUUGCAACAUUCAUGAUCUCAUUGAUUUCAAUGACAACAAUUUCCGUAAAUCAAAAAUUAAACCCUUCCAGCCAUAGGCGCCAUUUUAUGAUUCAGACAUAUCAUUAACUCCCCUCAAUAAAAUUGAACACAGGCAGCAUAUCACUUAAUUUAUCAGAGCUGUUGAAAGCUCACAAUGUCCUUACAGCCUUUGUGUUAAAUCCUGAAAACAUCACAGUAGGAAGUAUAUGAACUAUAACAUUAUUAUGAAAGCCUUUGCAUUUUUUGAGGUUACCAGUAAUUUAGGGAACAAAACAAAUGAAAAUCCAUCAGUCACUCUAAAAAUAUGCUUGUUAUGUUGUUUGUAUAUUUGUUAAUAUAAAUCCAUUAUGAGACCAC